Molecule: messenger RNA, 651 nt
Organism: Uranotaenia lowii
Lineage: Eukaryota; Metazoa; Arthropoda; Insecta; Diptera; Culicidae
Product: skin secretory protein xP2-like
Exons: 4
Coding region: 1-651 (216 amino acids)
Source: RefSeq, a predicted model, not a curated record
AUGCGUUGCGCUACCACUGGCACGCUGCAGUGUGACGAUGGAUACUGCUAUCAGUCAGAAGUUGUCGAGCCACCGUCGACCAACGUAACCAACAUCUUGACUGGAUCGAUGGAGCAGCUAAACGACCUUAAACCGACUGACCGACAGAACAAAACCGACGACUUCUUCGAAAGCUCCAAGGGAGCAGGUCGCAAAGUUUCGAAGAGUGCAACCGUCUCGAGAGAUAGAGUCCGCGGAUACCUGCAAGCAGGUCAAUCGGUUCCGGUCGAGGACAAUCAAGCAACCGGAGAUUUCCAGCGCGAGGCAAAAGGCGGUUUUUACAUAGGCGAUCCUGCUAGGAGACGAAAUGAAGCGAAGUUGUCGUUCACAGAAGAGUUCAAUCAAUUUUGUUCAAAACAUAAUCUGGUAGAAGUACCAGCGACCAGUGAUUCUCAGUCGGAAACGCCAGCUGUUGUUGCGGCGAAAUUGCCACCUGUAUUUGAGGCGGAAACGCCAGCUUUAAUUCAGGCGAAAACGCCAGCUCUAACUCAGGCGGAAACGCCAGCUCGUACAAAGGCGGAAGCGCCAGCUUCAAUUCAGGCGGAAGCGCCAGCUAAGAUCCAGGCGGAAGCCCCAGCUAAACCUCAGGCGGAAACGCCAGCUAUAAUUUAG